Messenger RNA from Oncorhynchus keta (chum salmon), 2222 nucleotides. RefSeq names its product zinc finger protein OZF-like. NCBI's taxonomy places the organism in Eukaryota, Metazoa, Chordata, Actinopteri, Salmoniformes, Salmonidae. The transcript is spliced from 3 exons. The coding region runs from base 245 to 1894 and encodes 549 amino acids. Gene Ontology annotation, cellular component: nucleus. The record is from RefSeq and is a predicted model, not a curated record.
GUACUUAGUUCAUCUUACCUGUUUCACCACAGUCUAGUCAGUCACCUCUGUGGCUUUGCUAUCCAACAUAGUCGAAACAUUGGAGCUCUUUAGACGCUUUCGGUGUAUAUUUGCCUCUGUGUGUUAAACUUCUUUCGUGUAGCUAGUUGCCCUAUUUAAGUUCAUAUUUACGUUGUUAGACAGGUAGCUAGCUAAGUUAGCUUAGCACCAGGCUACUCGUUAAUGCUAACAAGCAUUACCAACCAUGAGCUCACUAAGCUACUCCCCUCUUGCUAAAGAAGAGGAGGUCUGCUGGACGGAGAAAGAAGCUCUGGGGCUGAACGUUGUCGUAAAAGAAGAGGAAGAUGGUACAGUAAAAGGAGAGGAAGAUGCUUUCAGAAUGAAAGAGGAGGAAGAGGUAGAGGAAUCUUUUAGAGGGAAAGAGGAAGAGGGGAUAGAGGCUGUCACAGUGGAAGAAGAGGAGAUAGACGUUUUCAGAAUGAAAAAUGAGGAAGAGGAGGCCAUAACAUUGAAAGAAGAAGAGGAGGAUAUUAUAGUGAAAGAAGAGGAAGAACAUUUUAGAGUGAAAGAUGAAGAGGCGAUAGAGGCUGUCACAGUGAAAGAAGAAGAGGUAGAAGCUUUCAGAAUGAAAAAUGAGGAAGAGGAGGCCAUAACAUUUAAAGAAGAAAAGGAGGAUAUUAUAGUGAAAGAACCUUUUGGAGAGGAAGAGGAGGCUAUCUUACAUAAAGAGGAGGAUGAAGACUUAUUGGGAGAUGAAGAGGAGGUGGAAGGAGAGGAAGAGGAGACUGAAGAUCUGAUUAUCACCAGGGAGAGACCAGACUCUCACUCUGACAGCGGGAAGAGUCCUUCAGAGAAUCCAGACCCAGAGACGCCCAAACCAGCGACAGGACACAACUGCUCCCAGUGUGGAAAGAGUUUUAAGUGGUUAUCUAAGCUCAAAGAGCAUGAGAGAACACACGCAGGAAAAAAGCUCUUCCAAUGUCCCCAGUGUGAAAAGGGUUUUACAUGGUUAAGGCACCUGAAAGAGCAUGAGAGGAUACACACAGGAGAGAAGCCUUUCCAAUGUCCCCAGUGUGGAAAGGGUUUUACAUGGUUAAGGCACCUGAAAGAGCAUGAGAGGAUACACACAGGAGAGAAGCCUUUCCAUUGCUCCCAGUGUGGAAAGCGUUAUACUCGAUUAGCACACCUAAAAAUACAUGAGAGAAUUCACUCUGGAGUGAAGGCUUACCUCUGUUCCCAGUGUGGAAAGAAUUUUAGGUGGUUAGAGAACCUGAAGCAGCACGAAAGGACACAUACAGGGGAGAAGCCUUACCAUUGCGCUCAGUGUGGAAAGGAUUUUACCACAUUAGGGAACGUAAAAGAGCAUAAGAAGAAACACACAGGAGAAAAACCUUUACAAUGUUCCAAGUGUGGAAAGAGAUUUACACAUUUAGGAAAUCUGAAAAGGCAUGAAGGAAUACACACAGGAGAAAAACUCUACCACUGCUCUCACUGUGGAAAGCGUUUUACCCAGUUAGGGUAUUUGAAAAAACACGAGAAAAUACACUCUGAAGAAAAGCCUUAUCCCUGUUCCCACUGUGGAAAGAGUUUUCGGUGGUUAGGGGACCUGAAAGAGCAUGAGAGGACGCACACAGGGGAGAAACCUUACCAUUGCUCCUUGUGCGGUAAGGAUUUUACCAAGUUAGGGAACCUAAAAGAGCAUAAGAAGAAACACACCGGAGAAAAGCCUUACCAAUGCUCCAUGUGUGAAAAGACCUUUACCCAGUUAGGGGGCCUGAAAUAUCAUGAGGGGACACACACAGAAAAAAAGACCUACCACUGCUCUCAGUGUCAAAAGACAUUUACCCGAUUAGGGAACCUGAAAAAGCAUGAGAGAAUACACACACUCAGGUAGAGUGCAUCGGAGGAGGAUUCUAAUUGCACUGAGAAGUCAGGUGGGGCAGUGAGUGGAUGUGCUUGUUUUGAAAUCAAACCGUGUAGCUGCGUGUACACAGUUGUUUAUUUUCUUUGCUAGUUAUUAGCCCAGUUGUAGCUCAUUUCUGGUCAGCAAUGGAGAGUGAUGGCUUCCUACGGGUACAUACACAGGAGGAGAAGACAUACCACUGCUCUCAGUGUGGAAAGACAUUUUCCCAGGCAGAGGACCUGAAAUCACAUGAGAAAAUAGAGAGGCUGUGUUCUGACUUGUGUGUUUUUAUUUUAAUUUUAAUAAACUUGCAAAAAUG